CAACAACAGAACCACCAGAUACUACAACUACAGCACAACCAGCUAUGACAACAACAUUUGCACCACCAGCACCCUGCCAGAAACUGAACUGUGCUUCGGAUGAAGUCUGUAUACAGAAAAAUGGAGAUUAUGGCUGUGCCUGUGGCAACAUUACAACUAGCAGCCCGAAUAUCUAUGACGCCAAAGAAACAUGUUCAGGCAGUACUGGAUCACUGUCUCUGUCUCGCUGUCAACUCUUUGAAGCUGGCUAUUCUACAGAUGUUCUCCACCUUAAUGACCCAAGAUGCAAAGGGGAGAUCCAACAUAACAGGCUGGUCUUCCAAUUUGACAGUAAUGCCAGCAUGUGUGGAACAACUCUGGAGAAUAAUGGCACACACAUCAUCUUCAAGAACAAUGUUGGGACGACUAAAGGUUUGAUCAGUCACACGGUUGGUGGACUCAACAUUGCCAUUUCCUGUGUGUAUCAAUUUAUCCAGAACAUCUCAAUGACCAUGGGCAUUGAAGCCUCAGGAAGUGUAAUUAGCAAUGAACUGUCCACUGAGAGCACAUUCCACAUCCACAUGAUCCCGUAUACUGAUGCUACAUUCUUGGUACCGUACUCUGGCAAUGUGACCCUAGAAGUGAACCGUCAGAUGUAUAUAGCAGUGCAAGUGGAUCAUUUUGACAGCACUCAGAUUGCUAUCGUGCUGGAGAGCUGCUGGGCCACACCCAUCAACCAAAUGGACUAUUCUGUCCGCUGGGACCUGAUCAUUAACAAGUGUCCGAACCCCAAUGAUAGCACGGUGGACGUGUUGAAGAACGGUGUCUCCACAUCCAGCCGCUUCUCUUUUAGUAUGUUCACAUUCACUGGAUUCUCCCCCAAGAUCUACCUGCAUUGCCAGGUCCACCUCUGUUUGCAGAUGACAGGCAGCUGUGCACCGCCAUGCCUUCCAUAAUUUUCCAGAGAUGCUCAGCUGCCAUUGCAAUGGGAUUCUGAUUAGUUUGCUUGAACUACUUACAGUGCUAUAAUUUACAUUUUUUUUAUUUCUGUUCAAUGUUUAUUCAUUAAUCACUGUUUUGAUUUAAUAAUGAAUGAAAAUAAUUUUAGAAUUCAACAAGUCACCUCAGACUUGCUCAUUGGG
This is a messenger RNA of Tachysurus fulvidraco (yellow catfish), 1121 nucleotides long. Its product is annotated as pancreatic secretory granule membrane major glycoprotein GP2-like. The record is from RefSeq and is a predicted model, not a curated record. The transcript is spliced from 9 exons. Bases 45 to 935 code for a protein of 296 amino acids. NCBI's taxonomy places the organism in Eukaryota, Metazoa, Chordata, Actinopteri, Siluriformes, Bagridae.